UGGUCCUCUGCUUCUUUCACAUACGGGUACCUACAUCUGGAGCUUAACAGAUACAGACAAGAAAACCAGUAUAAUAAAAAUAUAUACAAUAUAGUGAAUUAUUCUUCACAGGUUUUAGUUGUAACGCCAUACGAGAAAAUGUCAAAUAAAAACGUUCCCGACAUUAAUGACGAAGAAGAGAUGACUUUUAUUGUGGAGCUAUCUGGUAUACUGGACUCUGAUCUCCUAAGUAAAGUGAAAGGGAAUUGUCAAGUACUGGGCAUAGAUACAGACAAGCCACUGCUACAGUUAGAACAAUACACAUUUACUGGGGAAUAUGAGGACACACUAGGAACAGGGCUAGUAUUUGAAGAAAGAGACAAAUCAGAAGCCAGCCAAUUAAAGGAAACAAGACAAAAUAUAUUACAUCAUUUGUUAGGAGAAGAUAGUAUUAAUACAGCAGUUGAUUUAGAAUUUUCUCAUGCUGUCAACAAAAAACUUAUCAUGAAGCGAGCAUUUCUAACACCAGAGGAUGAGACUGAUGGAGAACCAUCAACUUCAGAUACAGUUGAGAAUGUAGAUAUGACAGCAGAAGAUGAAAGUUCAAGGACAAGUACAGGUCCAGACGGAUGAAAUCUAUUAAACUCAAAGGCUGUCAAAAGUGCCGAUCUGUAUUUAUGAUUUGCUAUGUGAGAAGUGAACAAGGACAUAACAUUUGAGAAAUAUUGAAAUACAUAGUUGAAGACAAUUGUAUCAUCACUAUGUUCUUGAAAUAAAUCGAAGAUCUGACUGAA
Mytilus trossulus (common blue mussel) is the source of this 773-nucleotide messenger RNA. RefSeq names its product general transcription factor 3C polypeptide 6-like. Gene Ontology annotation, biological process: transcription by RNA polymerase III. Gene Ontology annotation, cellular component: transcription factor TFIIIC complex. The transcript has 5 exons. The record is from RefSeq and is a predicted model, not a curated record. NCBI's taxonomy places the organism in Eukaryota, Metazoa, Mollusca, Bivalvia, Mytilida, Mytilidae. Bases 139 to 612 code for a protein of 157 amino acids.